UAAAUUGAUUGAUUUUGUCAGGGUGGUAUAACUGUUGUGAUAUCUCCCCUGGUGAGUUUAAUCCACGACCAGGUCACCAAGUUGAACGGAAUGAAUAUCUCAGCUGAGGAUCUCUCCGGGGAUGAUUACAACAGGCAUCGCAACAUUUACAACAUGAUGCGUGGAAGUUCUCCAGGUCCUACCCUGCUCUACGUAACCCCGGAGAAGGUUUCAUCCAGUACUCAACUUCUGGAUGCUCUGAUGUCAGUGUACAACCAGGGUAUGCUGCGCCGGUUUGUGAUUGACGAAGCCCACUGUGUAUCUCAAUGGGGACAUGAUUUCAGACCAGACUACAAGAAACUAUCACUGCUCAGACAAAAGUUUCCUAAGGUACCUCUGAUGGCUCUAACAGCUACCGCAACACCCAGAGUAAGGACGGAUAUCCUCUUCCAGUUGAAGAUGAAGGACCCGAAGUGGUUCCUCUCCAGCUUCAACAGGUCCAACCUCAAGUACGAGGUGAUGCAGAAGAAAGGGAAGUCUGCCACAAAGGAUAUAAUAGAUUUGAUCAGAGGGAACUUCUCCCGGCAGUCCGGAAUAGUCUACUGCUUGUCUAAGAAGGAUUGCGAGGAUGUUGCUGGAAUCUUAUCCCAGGCCGGGAUAUCUGCAGCUCCGUACCAUGCUGGACUCAACCCGGAGCUUCGGAGCAGAACACAGGAUGACUGGAUCCAGGAUAAAAUCAGGGUAGUGUGCGCCACCAUUGCCUUCGGUAUGGGAAUAGAUAAACCCGAUGUUAGGUUUGUGUUGCAUCAAAGUAUGCCUAAGUCCAUCGAAGGUUACUACCAGGAGUCAGGACGUGCAGGGAGGGACGGGGAACCCUCUAGAUGUAUCCUGUUCUACUGCUACGGAGAUAUGCAUAGAUUGCGUAAACUGAUAGAUAUGGGUGAGGGUGAUCCUGCGUGUAAAAAGAUUCACUACGAAAACCUGUGGCAAAUGGUCAGAUACUGCGAGAACCUCAGUGACUGCCGUCGUGUCCUCCAACUCCAAUACUUCGGGGAGGUCUUCGACCACACACGCUGCGGAGAGGUCACCAACAUGCGCUGCGACAACUGCUCCAGAAACAUGCACUCAACCAUGGAGAAGGUCGACAUCACAGAAAUCGCCAAGAUGAUCGUUAUAGCUGUGCAAAGGAUCUCCCAACGAUCCAACUACAACCAAAAGAACUUCACUCUAAACCAUUUCGUGGAUAUUUGGCGGGGUGCGAAGAAUCAGAAAGUGAUAAGCUCACAAUGGGAUACUGAUCCUAUAUACGGCAAGGGUAGUGGAUACAAUGCCCUAGAUGCAAACCGUAUUCUCCGUCUGCUCAUCCUUGAAGGAUACCUGUGGGAGUCCAUGGUUAUCACCAGGGAUAAGAUGGUCAGCGCGUACCUUAGCGCUGGGAGUAAAGCAGCAGAAUUGCUCCAGGGUCGGUGUACUGUACUGCACAAGAUGGAAGGAAAGCGAACUGCUGGGUCUAGGGCCGAGGAAGGAACCAGUUCUCAGCAGGAUCCUAAACUAGUAGAACUCCAGGAGGAGUGCUUUAACGAGCUCAAGCACCUCAUCCUUGAGACAGGAAAGGAACUCUACCCCAGCAAGCAAAUCAAGGGGGUCAACGAGAUCAUCCCUCUCCAGGCCUUGAAGCAGAUUGCAGAGAUGCUCCCAACCUCGCUAGAGGCCCUGAAGCGGCUGGAGUACCUGACAGAGUACAGGGUGAGUCUGUACGGAGAGGUUAUACUGAACAUUACCAGGGAGUACAACGAAAGAAGGAUGGAGUAUUUGACGUCACAGGUUCAAGCCAAUCAGCUUGUCAGAGACGAGGAGGAUUUUACGCCCGGGGAUGAGAACGGAGAAGGAUGGCUCUCCAAGGGGGGGAAAUCCAAAUAUUUCAAGGGUGGUCGUGGCGGUGGAUAUAAGAAGAGAGGCGGAGGUAAACGAAAAUCCAAAUCUCAAGGUGGAAGCACGCCUAAACGUAGGAGUGUUGAGGGCGGUGGAUGGAAAGGGAAAUCCGCCAGAGGAGGAACGGGCGGUUGGACUUCCUCUCGCGGAGGAGGGUCUUCAAGGGGUCCAUCUGCCCCACGAGGGGGAGGCUCAUCAGGCAGCAUGGGAUUGCCCAAACGUUUAGGAGUAAACGCAUAAAGCUAAAGAAAACUUAAAUACCUCCCUGAAAUCCAACGCUUAACUGUAAUUUAUUAAAUGUUCUUCAGUAUUAAUUCCUAUAAAAUGUUGUAUCUUGUAUGUAACGAAGUUUAUAUUUCUAUAUUUACAGA
Eurytemora carolleeae is the source of this 2282-nucleotide messenger RNA. RefSeq names its product Bloom syndrome protein homolog (gene Blm). NCBI's taxonomy places the organism in Eukaryota, Metazoa, Arthropoda, Copepoda, Calanoida, Temoridae. The transcript is spliced from 11 exons. The record is from RefSeq and is a predicted model, not a curated record. Gene Ontology annotation, cellular component: nucleus; cytoplasm; chromosome. Gene Ontology annotation, molecular function: nucleic acid binding; 3'-5' DNA helicase activity; ATP binding. Gene Ontology annotation, biological process: double-strand break repair via homologous recombination; DNA replication. Bases 91 to 2151 code for a protein of 686 amino acids.